CCUGUUCAUUCAUAUGUUUACGAUAUAUUUAUACAUAUUGUUUAUAAACACAGGUCUUAUAACAUGUAAUGAUUUCGUUCAAGGUCUAUCAUAAUAACAAGAUCAUGUUAUUCACAUUUUAAACUUGAUUCAAGAAAUAAAGAUUGGAGAAAAAAAAUAGAGGAAAUGGGUAAUCAACCACCAAAAGAGAAAAACCCCAGUGGUACAGUUCGUGGGCUAGAGGAUCUUUUAAAGGAUGCUAUGAGGUUAGCCCAUGUUGCAGUAUCAGAUUUAUAUUCCUAUCGUGAGGGUAUUAAACCAGCUAUUGACCAAAUAACUGGAAACACAGAAAAAGUUGUUCAAAUGGAAGUGGACAAAAAGAAAAUUUAUGAACAUGCCAUGGCUCGUUACAUUGGAAAGAUUAGGACCAUGCGCACUGGAAUGAAACCUACGCAUGAAUGUCCUGUGAUUACUUUUAUUGGAGAAGAUGCCAAUAAGUUUGAUGUCGACGGAAGUGGAUUUCGGAGACAAUAUUAUUCAAUGUUCUUUCAAGAGUGUCUGAAAAGACUUUUUGAAGGUUCCGGUAGAAACCAGCUUCCAAAACAUGAUAUAACGAAAAAAGAUGAAUUUACUGCCUUAGGUAUUGCGAUAGUAGAGGCCAUUUUGAAUGGGGACUGUGGAUUUCCAUAUCUUAACAAAGCUGUAUUUAUGUUAAUACUUGAAAAAAGUGAUGAUGAAAUAGAACAAAGCCUGAACAUUAGUGACAUACCCCUAGGUGAUGUAUGGAAUACAGUUAAAAAGAUUCAAGAUGCCGAAAAAGAGUGCGAUAUGACUGAUGCCGUUUCGGAAGACAGUGCAAACUUUUUGAAUUUUAUUGGUUGGCCGGGAGGGCAAGCAAUGACGCUGAAAAACAAACAUUCUUUGCUGCAUUACAUUACAAAAUGGUUUGUCAUAGAUCAAAGACUUUCAGAGGUCGAACAGCUGAAAAAAGGUCUUAACUACAUGGGGUUUCUGGACACUAUUAGAACAAAUACGUGGUUUGAACCUUUAUUUGUGUAUUCGGAACAAUAUAGUAUCACUGCCAAUUAUGUGAAGCAGAAAUUAGAACCACUGCUAGACAAACUGCCUACAAAAACCGAUAUACAAAGAAAAGCACAGAAACAAGCAAAAGUGUGCAUUGGUGCCCUUGAUGAAACGCAAGCACGACUGUUGUUUGCAUUCAUUACAGGACUUUAUGAUCCUCCUAUCAUAGAAGAAACCUUCUGUGUAGAAUACAACAUGAAUCCGGAUAUGUGUUAUCCGACAAGUUACACAUGUUUAAAUAAACUUUUCCUUCCAUUGGGUAAUAAAGACAUUGACAAGUUCAAGGAAUCUUUCUGGGCAGCAUUAUACGACGUUCAGAGAUAAACCCUCUCUGCCGAUAAAACAAUCAUUUGAAUCAAUUUAGUAUGCAACUACUUUGUCAAUUGGUCUGUUACAAAACAUAUGUAAGGAGUAAAAUGUAUUUUUAUAUAGUUGUAAUAAGAAAAUUGUUCAAACAAAAGAGGGACAUCUGUUCAAUAUUCAUAUGGUUCUAUCACACAGAAUGUAUGGUCUAUGCGAUGUUCUAUAAGCUGUAAAGAAGGAAUUAUGAAUACUAUUUAGUAUAUUGGAUACUAUGAAAAUAGCUUUUUAAGGUAAUUUAUAAUAUGAGAGAAAUUUUCCUUAGAAAUAUUCCUGGUUAAUCAUUUCAACGGACCCAUUCAUUUAACCAGCUCCGCUUUCAUACAAAUUCACACAAUUUCUUUUUAGUAAUAAGCGCAACGUACUCAUUGAAUAUAGGGACGAAGAGCAAUAAGGGGUUUCUGCAAAUUGAAGAUCUCCGCUUACAAUAUAUAGCAAUUGAAAGUUCUACAAUCAAGAGGAGAACACUGAACAAUCGGCGACUUUUUAAUUGCACUGCUUCUGUUUUGUUUUUAGUAUGCGUGUUGAUAUAGUGUUUUGACAAGAACAAAUUCAAUGUAAAUACAUUUAUAGUUUGUUAUUGUUUUAUUUGAUAUAUAUGCACAGAAAUAUAAUUUGAAAUUAC
Molecule: messenger RNA, 2047 nt
Organism: Mytilus californianus (California mussel)
Lineage: Eukaryota; Metazoa; Mollusca; Bivalvia; Mytilida; Mytilidae
Exons: 7
Coding region: 166-1386 (406 amino acids)
Molecular function (GO): ubiquitin-protein transferase activity
Source: RefSeq, a predicted model, not a curated record